Drepanopeziza brunnea f. sp. 'multigermtubi' MB_m1 is the source of this 1302-nucleotide messenger RNA. RefSeq lists its product as uncharacterized. The record is from RefSeq and is a predicted model, not a curated record. Lineage: Eukaryota; Fungi; Ascomycota; Leotiomycetes; Helotiales; Drepanopezizaceae. Gene Ontology annotation, biological process: maturation of 5.8S rRNA; maturation of LSU-rRNA. Gene Ontology annotation, cellular component: nucleolus; preribosome, large subunit precursor.
AUGCGUCUGCUAAGUCAUGAUUAUAGGUACUCGGCAGAGAAGACGACCUGUGACGCGUUGGAGGCAACCGAUUCCUGGAAGAAACUCAAGGCGGGUUUGAAGAGCUUCUCUUUGGAAUUCGCGACAUCCCAUCCCAUGACGACGCACUGGCUUGCCGACAUGGAAGAUGAAGAGCUCAAGACCAUCAGCGGGAAGGUCAAUUCGGUCGUCAUGCGGAGGGCUGGAUCCGGUGUUGUACGAAUGGAUGCACCAAGUGGUUUCCACCUUGCUUUAUCUGGUCCCCAGCAUAUCCUACCACGCUCGACUGCUGCCAUGUCUUCAGACGAGAUUGUCUGGCAGGUCAUCAAUCAGCAGUUCUGCUCCUUCAAGCUCAAGACUACCAAGGAGAAGAACUUCUGUCGCAACGAAUACAACGUCACGGGUCUUUGCAACCGCCAAUCCUGUCCCCUCGCCAACUCCCGCUAUGCCACCGUCCGCGCCCAUCCCGAGUCCGGCACCCUCUACCUCUACAUGAAGACGAUCGAGCGCGCGCACAUGCCCAGCAAGCUCUGGGAGCGCAUCAAGCUGUCGCAGAACUACCAGAAGGCGCUGGACCAGGUUGACGACCGCCUGAUCUACUGGCCCAAGUUCCUGGUACACAAGUGCAAGCAGAGGCUCACGCGCCUAACGCAGGUUGGCAUCCGGAUGAGGAGCAUUGCGAAGGAGGACGAGCGUCUGGGUGAGAAGCUCGUGCCGAACAUGGCGCCGAAGGUGCGCAGACGGGAGGAGACGAGGGAGAGGAAGGCGUUGAGUGCCGCCAAGGUUGAGAGGGCUAUUGAGAGGGAACUGAUUGAAAGGUUGAGAAGUGGCGCUUAUGGUGACCAGCCCUUGAACGUCAGCGAGUCCAUCUGGAAGAAGGUGCUGAAGGGCCUUGAAAGAGGUGGGGAGGGCACCAGAGAUGAGGAUAUGGAUGAGGGCAUUGAAGAGGAUGAGUUCGAGAAUGAAGCGGAGUUUGAGGACGAGGAGGGUGUCGGUCAGGUUGAAUACGUCAGUGAUCUUGACGAGGACGAAGAGGACCUGGGAGACCUCGAGGACUGGCUAGGAAGCGAGGAAGAGGCCGAGACUGGCGAGGAAGAUGAAGGUGACGACAGCGAGAGCGAGAGCAGCCAGGGUGAAACGGCCAAGAAGCUCAAGAUGCCCGGGAAGCGGAAGAGAGGCGUGGACCCGAAAGCCAAGUCCCAGCUCAAAAAAGCCCGCAGGGAAAUCGAGAUCGAGGAGGAAUUCGAGGCACCACCGCGAGAGCUGGCAUUGGUGCGAGCUUAA